CAAUGGCAUGUACGAGUACCUAGAGAUGGAGGCUCAGAGCCUGUCGGCCUGCAAUCAAUGUGGAAAGAAGUUCCAACGUAAAGCUCAUCUCUUGCGACACCAGCAACAACAUUCCGGAGAUAGGCCGUACAGCUGUAAAUUUUGCGCAAAGACAUUCAAGCGCAGUGAUGUUCUGCGAGACCAUUUCAGUAGGUGCGAACGCCGGGGAACUUCUGCCAUUCCAAGUUCGCUCGAGAGGGGCAGAAAACGACAUGCAUGCGACGAAUGCUCCCGGCUGAAGGUCAAAUGCGACAACAAUGUUCCAUGCCGAAAAUGCACAGAAUUUGGGAGGAAAUGUGUAAAGACACGGACUUCAACAAAUGCCUCGAUCACAUCGAGCCCAGAAGAGCAACACUCGCAAACGCCUCCUCCUUCGACCCCUGAAACGACGAAUGAUCGUAAUUCUAUCGGAUUUCUCCUGAAUUGUCCCAGCGAGAAUGAUUUCAUCAGAGAAUUUCCGCAAUCGUCAACGAGAAGUCCGAGUAGCAAGCCAGAGAUAUUGUCAGGCCAGUCAUCUGCAAAGGAAUAUGGCGCGCCAAGCUCUGCCUCCAGCACAACAUCGGUUUUCCAGCAGUAUGGGCACAUGAUACGGGAGAACAAUAUCGACGUCUUUCUCAACCGGUUGGAGUUUCAGAACUUCGAGCAACAGACAAACAACUGGCAGAUGCCAAAUGAAAACAUGAUCCUGUGGUCUGGGUCCGACUCGCUCUUCCUGGACCGAAGGGUCUUGGAGCAAAGAGCUUUCGACAUUAGAGAAAAGCUGCGAUAUACUGCAGCCGUACAGAAUCCGCCACAUCUACCUACCAAGGAGUUAAUAGAUGCUAUUGAGCUGAUUACUGCCGAUAAACUUGCGGCUUACAUCAAGCUCUACUUCAGGCAUUGGCAUAAACAUGCCCCGAUGGUUCACGAGGCGACUUUCAACCCAUGCACUGCUGCACUCCCUCUCGUUUUGUCCUUAAUGAGUCUUGGUGGAAUGUAUUCAAAAGAGUCGGGAGAUGUUGCAAAGCUAAAGAGUCUCUUGGAUACCAUAGAAGGCUACAUUUACUCCAUUCCCGGCUUGAGUGAUGAGUAUGAAAUGCCAGGCCGGCUAUAUGCUAAGCACGGAGAGACCGCGUCACCAGAAUGGCAGCAGUACCAAUUGGAAGAGCUGCAAGGAGCCUACCUAAUGAUUGUAUUACAAUACUGGACUGGAAACCCGACAGCUAGGACCAGAGUCCGCCAACAACGAUUUCCAAAAGUCGUGCAUAUUUUCCAUCUUCUAGAAGUGCUCACAAUGCAACACUCUCCGACCUUUUUGAUACACGACCAGACGUCCUUCCGAGCGUGGAUACGGAAAGAAUCGUUCAUUCGAACUGCUACAAUGGCAACAAUGCUCGACCAUGCCUUCGGCAUUUUCAAUAAUGUGUCUCCUCAUUUCCAAUGGGCGGAAAUUGACCUCCCAUUUCCAAGUGAUGACACGUUCUUCCAAAUAUCCAAUUUUGACGAAAUGGUAGCGAAAUCAGCCAUUCCAAGACUUGGAAUGAAGAUUAAAGAAGCCUUUCUCAUCCUCUUUUCCGUAGAGGGCGCAGAAGAUGAGCUCGAUGUUUUGAGGCGAGGGAAAGUGACUGCUCUUGACAUGCAGUUGCUCGUCCAUUUUCUUUACACUCACGUGUGGGCUUCCACUUUCUCAAGCCCCAUGGCUUCCAUACCCGGCACCAACAUACAGAGACUCACAGCGCCAUUCCACCUAGCUAUGCGAAAUUGGAGAGCCCUAUGGGACGAGAUCAAAGCUAGUGCAAGAGAGGAGGAGUGGAAUAUGCUCGGAUUUCAGAGAACGGCAGAAUCGUACUACGAUGCUGUCAGGUCGAUCUUGGGCGUGUUUGAGAGGAGGGAAGGUCGAUUCCCGCCCAUACCUAGCGAUUGUGAGAAGGGCAGCCAUUUGAAGAGGUUAUUGAGUUUCUGAAAUAAUACUGGACUGGCAAACUUGCCAGAUGGUGGUCAUUCUGGUAGAUUGUCUCCUUGAGACAAUCAUGUUGGACAGGGAGAGUUCAUGGAGCAUAGUUCAAUAUUUGCGAACGGUUGACGCUAAUGGGGAUUUUGGAAGAGAGGCGCUCUUGUUGCAUUUCUGGGCGUCAUGGCAAGGCGGUUAUACCAACGAGAUCGACUCUAGGCCUGAAUGGUUGGCUACUCAAUGAAUAACAUCUUCUACUCUCUGCUCACCCUAAUCCUUCAUCUUCAUACAAUCCUUCAAAUCACAUACCAAGACUCCUAGCAAAUUCCUCCCGCGCCGCCUUCUUUGUAAGAGCAAAAGCAUGGUAAUCGUCAUCCCACUCCUCACCGUCCUCCGGAAUUGCAGCCAAGCGCUUAUUCGCCAACUCAACGAGCUCCUUUAAGCGCACGGUCGAUUCCCUGAUCGCAUUAACAGUCUGCUGGUGGAUCUCGUGCGUUGCGGAGAUGAGAUGGAUGUACUGCGGCACCGUCCUGUGUGCGAGAGCAUGUGUGAUCGGCUCGAUGAUGGUAUCUCUGAUGAGCUUUUCGCAAUCGAUGAUAUGCUGGCGGCAAGCAACUAUGAGUCCUCUGAUCAGCAAAAUCCCAUUUUUUUUUUUCAAUACAAUCUUCGAUGGCUUGCUUCUCUGUAGCCCAACCCAGAAAGCGAAGUUUAGAGAAAAUAAACUCACACUCAACACACUCCUUCACACCCUCACACCUCGCAAUCUCCAUCACAAAAGCCCUCGAUCUAUUCUCAUUCCCGUCCGCGAAACAACUAAACAUCUUCCCAAACUCAUCAACAUCCAGCUCUCCAUCCUUCCAAAACCUUCUCAGUUCGCCAAUGAGUCCCUUUUUGAGCGUGGCCUCAUUCCUGGUCUUCUGACGGUUGAGGAUCGUAGAGAAGAGCGAGGUUCUGUGCGUGAUGUAGCUGGUUAUCUUGGUGGCGAGCUGGAGCGAGAGGUGCAGAUCCGAGAGCCGUUGGCUGAUGGUGUUGAGUUCCGUUGGGGUCGGUGUGCGGUAGUCGAUCUGUGAGGGGGAUGGCUUGGGCGGCGCGGCAUUGCUGGGUUCGGGGGUGGAUGAGGGUGAUGUGGAGAUCGAAGAGGGACUGAGGUUGGAGUCGUCCAGGGUGGAGGAGUCUGGUGUAGUGGGAGUUGUGGGUGGUGAUGAAGAUGGUGUUGCCAUUAUGGCUGGUGGCGGUGAAUGGUCUGGCUCUGGGCUUGACAUGGCGAUCGAGCAGAAAGCACGGCGACGAUGCAAGUUCAAGGAAUGGCUUCGCGAGACACGAGGCGGAGGUUGAUUUGUUUGUUUGUUGAUGCCACGCGCUCGCUAAAAUGCCUUGAAUCGGAAUAGUGGUGUAAGUUUCUUCAUAGACUUGAACGUCAACUUCGCCGCUGGACUCACAGUCAGGCAUUUCGCUUUGCUGUCAUACGAAUCAUUUUGAAGGUUUGAAGCUACUUUGCAGCAUUCGAGUUAUCGCUUCAGUCCUUGCAAAGGAUCGUGAUAUCAGAUGCUGAGGAUAUCAGAUGCUGAGGAUAUCAGAUGCUGAGUAUAAAACGUUGUUUACGAACAUCGGGAUCAAGCCAAGGAAGAUGAACAUCCAAGGAGACUUGAUUGAUCAAUCAACCCUAUGAAAUGAAAACAAAAU
This is a messenger RNA of Cadophora gregata, 3652 nucleotides long. RefSeq lists its product as uncharacterized. Gene Ontology annotation, cellular component: chromatin. Gene Ontology annotation, biological process: DNA-templated transcription; regulation of transcription by RNA polymerase II. The transcript is spliced from 7 exons. The record is from RefSeq and is a predicted model, not a curated record. NCBI's taxonomy places the organism in Eukaryota, Fungi, Ascomycota, Leotiomycetes, Helotiales, Ploettnerulaceae. Bases 8 to 1981 code for a protein of 657 amino acids. Gene Ontology annotation, molecular function: DNA-binding transcription factor activity, RNA polymerase II-specific; zinc ion binding; RNA polymerase II cis-regulatory region sequence-specific DNA binding.